Messenger RNA from Rhagoletis pomonella (apple maggot), 793 nucleotides. RefSeq names its product 39S ribosomal protein L41, mitochondrial (gene mRpL41). Gene Ontology annotation, biological process: translation. Gene Ontology annotation, molecular function: structural constituent of ribosome. The transcript has a single exon. The record is from RefSeq and is a predicted model, not a curated record. Gene Ontology annotation, cellular component: mitochondrial large ribosomal subunit. NCBI's taxonomy places the organism in Eukaryota, Metazoa, Arthropoda, Insecta, Diptera, Tephritidae. Bases 73 to 579 code for a protein of 168 amino acids.
ACCAAGUCUUUUACUAAUGUUUAUACAUGUGAAUUCUCUGUUAUUUAAUCAAAUUUAAUUUGUGCGUAAAAUAUGCAGAACUGCCAGAAAUUAUUCCGCAUUGCACCGCUGAUUUGCAAAAGCAGCCGCACCAUCAGUACAACAACUCCACUUGAAGGCAAACGUAAUUUUCGCAAGUUUCUCGCGCCCAACAAGCGAGGCACACGCAGUGUCAAGUUAGCCCAAAAAACUUUAGCCAAUCCACCUGUGCCUAUUGACAAGCGCGGCGUACGGGACACCGGCGUCACCAUUGACGGCAAAUAUGUAGAGAUACCAGAACGUAUACCCGAGUUAAUAGUGCCAGAUUUAACCGAUUGUAAACUGAAGCCUUACGUCUCAUACAAGGCGCCAGAAGUGGUACAAUCGGAGUUCACCAGCUUGGACUUGUUUAAUGCAGUGUAUUCCCAAAAGAUCAUUGCAGACUUCAAGGAGGGUAAACUAAACGAAGAUGGCAGUCCAUUAAAUCCAUCCAAGGAAGAACAAUUGAACGCUGACGAGGCUUUGAUACGCGCACGUAAAACCGGUUCAGAUAUAUUCUAAAGAGUAUGCUUUAUUAUUUAUUGUUUUUUGUGUAGUACCUAGUACCUAUACUAACAUAUAUAAGUUUAAACUACUCCUGAUAAUAUCUUUGCCGGUAAUUAAAUAGUUUGCGCAACCACUUUUCCGCCUUGAGAUCUGCGUCGCCAAUGAACUGCAAAAUGUUAAGAAUAUACAUAUUUCAAUAAAAAUUGUUUUAAAAACUAUGAUUUUCUUA